CUUGCUGAGUGGUCGUCACAUCACAACGAUUUUUUGUCUGAACUACUGCGUGCAGAAGGGCUCAGAGGGAACGAUACGUCUCAUUGCUCCUGGUGCCCAAGUGAGAGUGCCAGCGAGGCUCUCUUGCAGUGUAAAGACUGUGUUAGUGAAGCAUUGUUGUGUGAUAGCUGUUGCAUCUUGGUGCAUGCCACCAACCCAUUUCAUUGUGUGCAGCGUUGGAACGGCCAGUUCUUCGACAAAAUCACACUGAAAGACCUUGGCCUGGUCUUUCAAGUUGGCCACCCUCCUGAUGUUGCCUGUAUCAACCCGAGACUUGGGCCACGUGACUUCGUAGUGGUUCACACAAAUGGUAUUCAUUCCAUCUCCAUACGAUAUUGCAAGUGCAAUCAUUUUCAUGAAGCUGGUGACACUAUUCAACAACUGUUACGCUAUGAACUGUACCCUGCCACCCUCUCCGAUCCUACCACGUGCUUUACCUACUGUGUACUCGAACACUUCAGCAUGCUCACGCUCUAA
Phanerochaete carnosa HHB-10118-sp is the source of this 516-nucleotide messenger RNA. RefSeq lists its product as uncharacterized. The record is from RefSeq and is a predicted model, not a curated record. The annotation marks the transcript as partial. NCBI's taxonomy places the organism in Eukaryota, Fungi, Basidiomycota, Agaricomycetes, Polyporales, Phanerochaetaceae. The transcript is spliced from 2 exons.